Molecule: messenger RNA, 719 nt
Organism: Ambispora gerdemannii
Lineage: Eukaryota; Fungi; Glomeromycota; Glomeromycetes; Archaeosporales; Ambisporaceae
Source: the annotation of a GenBank genome assembly
AAUCUAAUCGCCAAUUAGAAUUAGCAGAAAAAGAAAACCAAGAAAAUGAAAAAGUUUUAGAGCAAUUGCUGAAAGAGUUCAAAGACCGACCUAUUCCUGCUCGUUGUGGUCAGUGCGGUGAUAACUCGGAUCAUUUAGAUGUCGUGCUUAGUCCCUACUCCACUCAAUUACAAGCCCAAAUUAACCAACUGCAAACGGAAUUAAAAGGACUUACUCCGGAAGCUCAACAAUCUGAACUCCGCACGGAAAACCAACAACUAACUACGGCUUUAGCUUUAAAAGAAACCGAGUUAGCUGAUUUACAAAGCCAAAUUAGAGCUUUAUCUCACCAACUAACUGAAUCAGAAAAUAGUCAACCUUUACAAAAGAAGCUGAAUAAGUUGGAAGGGAAGUUGGAGUUAGCCGUUGAGUUUCGUCUCCACCAAGCCUCAGCUUUUACCACCGAACACUCCCACCCACCCUUAUUAAAUCGUCGUUCAAUCGAGCAAGAAAAGGAACGCUUAACUCAACAACAAGAAGCAGUAACCAAUGAAGAACAGCGCGCCGAUAUUACCGUUGAAAAAGAAGCCAUUAGCCAAGAAAUAAACCAGUUAGCAACUACCCUCCAUGAUAAUUCGGUAAUUGAUAAUUUUAAUCAGCAAAAGUUAAAGAAUGAACAAAUCGUCAAAGAAUGUCAAGAAUUAUUGGCUAAAUUAAACCCAAUAAAUAAUCCUGACUAA